AUGGUGAAAGUUGUGAUUCCACCACCAACGAGUUUUGCUAUUAAUAAGGAAAGAAGAUUGCUGAGGAAACACUUUCAGAUAUUAUAUUCAGGUACAACUGGUGAGAAAAUAGACAUCCAUAUUUUCACUCGUAUGCUGGCGCAAUUGAUGGUUCAUGGCGUAGCUGGGAACGCCGUUGUACAGCUAUAUGAGAAAAUUGCACAAAUUCUGCACAAGUUGAAGCUUCACUUCUUUAUAAGAGACGACAGCAAGAACAAAAAGAGCAAUGGAUGCUAUAAAAGGUUACCUCCACUCCAAUUCUUUUUUAAGGAGAAACAGGACCGCUGCGUCUUACAAAGGUCCGGCAUGAGCUCUUGUGAUUCAUGA
Messenger RNA from Plasmopara halstedii, 366 nucleotides. RefSeq lists its product as uncharacterized. The record is from RefSeq and is a predicted model, not a curated record. The coding region runs from base 1 to 366 and encodes 121 amino acids. Lineage: Eukaryota; Oomycota; Peronosporomycetes; Peronosporales; Peronosporaceae. The transcript has a single exon.